AGUCUUACUGACAAGAGGGAGACUGGCUUUUCUGAGUUUGUCAGCUCCCCCUAAAAUAGCGCGUCAGCGUGUAAAUGUGAACUGAAAUUACGUUUAUCCACUGGAGUCACCGAUAUAGAGUGUCUAUAUACAGCGACUGACUUGGGAGUAAAGGACAUUUUUUUCAAGGAGGACAAAACAGCAGAGAGCUGAAAGCCAAGGAUGCAUUGAAUGAAAAAUAAGAGAUAGAAGCUGAACAUUCUUGGCCCAAUAAAGAGGAUAGUGUUUCUCUGGUUGUUUGAUUGUGGUGUGGUCUGCUGAAGAACAACGAGUGUCUUGAGAAGAGUGAGUGUAUAUAAGAAGAGAGACUGUUGCACAAUGUGCUAGGAGAGUGGGGGAAGAAAGAGUGUUGUUUUUCUGAUAUUGUUGAGGUGUCAGAGAACCAGGAAAGGAGACAGCCAUGGGGCGAAAGAAGAUACAGAUCACGAGGAUCAUGGAUGAAAGGAACAGACAGGUUACCUUCACAAAGAGGAAGUUUGGCUUGAUGAAAAAGGCCUAUGAGCUGAGCGUACUAUGUGACUGUGAGAUCGCCCUCAUCAUUUUCAACAGCUCUAACAAACUGUUCCAGUACGCCAGCACAGACAUGGACAAAGUGCUGCUGAAAUACACAGAGUACAACGAGCCCCAUGAGAGCAGAACCAACUCUGACAUUGUAGAGGCGCUAAACAAGAAAGAACACAGAGGUUGUGAUAGCCCGGACCCCGAUGCCUCAUAUGUCCUCACUCCUCACACAGAAGAAAAGUAUAAAAAAAUUAAUGAGGAGUUUGAUAAUAUGAUGAGAAAUCAUAAAAUCCCCACAGCAUUGCCUCAGCAGAACUUCUCCAUGCAUGUGGCAGUGCCUGUAUCCAAUCCUAAUGCCAUGUACCAGGCAGGAGGGACUCUGGGCAGCCAGGGCUUGGCAGCCGCCACCGCUUCUCUGAGUGAGAGUGGGAUGCUGUCCCCUCCACAGGCCUCUCUGCAUAGGAAUGUUGGCUCUGGUGGAGGAUCCCAGAGGCCCACCAGUGCAGGCAGUGCAGGAAAUGGUUUUGUUAACUCCAGGGGCUCUCCGGGCCUCCUCAGCACACCCAGUGGCAAUGGCCUGGGUAAAGUCAUGCCCACCAAGUCUCCGCCACCCCCUGGAGGGAACAUGGGAAUGGGAAGCCGCAAGCCAGACCUGAGGGUUGUUAUCCCUCCAUCAAGCAAAGGGAUGAUGCCCCCACUGUCUGAGGAGGAGGAAAUGGAUUUGAACACUCAGAGGAUAAGCAGUUCCCAGUCCACCCAGCCGCUGGCUACUCCAGUAGUGUCUGUCACCACCCCCAGCUUACCCCCACAGGGCCUGGUCUACUCAGGCAUGACCACCUCCUACAAUCCUGCUGAGUACUCCCUGAGCAGUGCAGAGAUCUCUUCCCUGCAGGGCUUCAGCUCUCCUGGGCUCUCACUGGGCUCCAUGUCGGCAUGGCAACAGCAUCAACUGGGCCAAGCAGCUCUUAAUUCUUUGGUUGGUGGAGGUCACCUACCUCAGGGUUCCAACCUAUCUAUCAGCACCAGCCAGAGCAUAAACAUCAAGUCUGAGCCUAUCUCACCACCACGGGAGCGUGUCACCCCAUCUGGGUUCCCCCCACAGCAGCCGCAGCAAGGGUCCAGCCGACAGGAAGUUCUGGGACGUUCACCUGCCGACAGCCUGAGCUCGUCCUGUAGCUCAUAUGAUGGCAGUGAUCGUGAGGACCACCGGCCAGACUUCCACUCCCCGCUGGGGCUGGGCAGACCUCCUGCUGGCUCAGAGGACAGGGAGAGCCCGUCGGUCAAGCGCUUGCGCAUGGACACAUGGGUGACAUAAAGAGCCCUGAUCAAGCCUCCAGUCACCAGCCGGUCAGAGAGAGGGAGGGUUAGACAUGGAGAUAAGAGAGAGAGAGAGAGAGAGAGAGAGAGAGAGAGAGAGAGCAAGGGUCCUUACAGCUAUCAUUGUCAUGCUAUUAUUCAACUCCACUUCAGUUUGUAUGACUGAGAUGUGAUGUAAUGUAAUACGACAUGUCAGGACAUAUCUAAAGUUAAUUCUCAGACUGAUACAAUAAGAUUAAAAACUCAGCAAGGUGGACUGAAUUAUAUGCACAAGCAGGUGGUAUCAGGUACUUGGUGCAAUUCAGGAGACGCUGCAGAAGAAAGAAGUUCAAAGAAAAUUGUUAAACCAUAGGCGGUAGAUUACUUUAGUCACUGGUCUAGUCAGACACUUACAUGUAGUUGCUGUUUUGCUGUUGUGCUUGCAAGUUGCAAACAAUCAAAGAAAGUUGUGUUGCUUUCAGGCUGAGGACCCAUGCAUAUGAUGCUCACUGCGAGAACUGUCUUUAAAAUCAUGCUGUAACCACACAAGUUCUUUAUAUUAAGUGGCCUCUUCUAAUUUAUUGACUUGGUUGAUCAGGCACACAUGAAGUUAAAGGACCAGUGUGUGGGAUUGUGUAGAGUUUAGUUGCAAACAGAUCCAUCCCAUCAAUGCAGACGUGUGAAAGUUUUGUCCAUGUUUGGCAAACAUGACAGACUCCAUGAAAGAAGAUCCAGUCCUGAUGUACAACUGAAAGGCUAAUUCUAGUGUAUAAUGAAUUAUACACCAAUUCAAACACAUUUAUGAAUGCUUUAAUACAUUUCUGCCAAUAGAUCCCCAUAAAUCCAACACACUGGUCCUUUUUAUUGAUGUUAUAGAGGAAUUUUGAUCACACAGUAAAUCAACAGUUGAGACUACUUUAGCGAAUACAUGAAACAUUAAUGUUGGAGGUAAAAACGAGAUAGCAGCAGAAUUUAUUGCAAUAAUGACAAUAACUAUUCAUUUUAUAAUUUAAAAUUUUAGGGUAUGUAAAUGUGCAAUUAAGAUUAUGCCCAGUUGAGCUGGUGAGAAAGUCAGCAUGUUCACGUUUGUGUAACAGUUCAUCAGUAAUAUAAGCCAAAGCUAUUCUUUUGUGUUGUUUUGUACAGUUGCAAUGAUUUCUCUAACAAUUCACUCAAAUGCACCAUUUCUUUCAUCAUAGUUAUUAUUUUUUGUGCUUUUAUUAUAGUUUAAAGUCAUGUAAACCGGAUCUUGAAUCGAUAUCUAAAGCCAUGAACAUUUGCUGUUCUGUUUGUGUAAUUGAAAAUUUGAGCCAAACAUUGUCUUUUGUUGUGUAAAUAGCAACUUUAAUAUAUAUUACCAGGGUGUGAGUACAUACUGAAUGUACUGUAUGAUCACCGUUUUCAAGGAAAGUAUAUUUUUGUGGUUUACAGCCAAGUUUACAAGAGUACACCCUAAAAAAAAAAAAAAAGUAGAUCAUUCACUGGUCAAUAUUUACUAUUAUGUUAGUCUCUUCGAAACUGAAUCGCCAACAUGAACUCCCGUGUGUUUAGUUCCAGAUGGUCAAUUUGUUUUGUCUCUCUUUUUAGUGGUUUAGUGGUGAUUGUUUGUCCUGAUGACAUUGUAAUAACAAUGCUGUGAGGUUGAAGUUCCACUAUUUUCAUAUUUCUUAAGGAUAAUCACAAGGCUAGGGGAAAUAGGAUUUCUUCUCACCUAUUGUGCUGGCCUGUGUUAGCAGCUGCUGAAUACACUGCCACCAUUCAAAUCCAAGGUCCAGGCCCCACACCGAGGAAUAAUCUAUUGUUAUUGCGUGGAGCUCGACUGAAAGGCAUGCCAUCUCUCAAGCCAUUUCCACUAUUGUGCUAUUGGUUCAUGCAAUUAAAGCAAAAUGCAUAGACAUGGUAAAAGUGGCUGCUGACCUUCAUACAAAACCAAUCAUGCCUGUUCCAACACGUAGUUGUAAAUAUGUAAGUCUAUUUGAAAUGUCGGUCAUAAUUGCGUACAAAAAAACACCCAUGCGCUUCAUUAAACGGCUCCAGAGACGUCAUCUUAUCGCCAUUCCCCAUUAGUAAGUGUAGUGCAGCCAGAGGAAAGGUGAAAGUCUGAAGCUGAAGGUGCAGGGGGAAGGGGAGGGGCUGUGACCUGGUUUCUUCUUCAUCCUCAUGGAAACAAAUCAUUCAGCAGCUAAAUCAUAAUAAGACACACUGACUGACUUCAAUCUCACUGCUGAAAGGCACACAUUUGUAUGAGAAGUUUGCUGUACAAGACAGGUGUUGCUCUGUAUUCACCGUGGCUUUUCUUGUGUGUGUUUCUGAGGUUUCUGACCUAUGCUGCCCCCAUCAACAGCUCCAUGGUUGCUCACGUCUGUAAUGAUCUAUGCAGUUAACCCCCGAUUCACAUGAAACGUACAGAAUAUGAUGUCAUUACAGGUCAUGUUUAGUCUGCAUUAGGAGGAUGAGUGUCAAAGACUGUUAGCCUCUUAAAGUGUCACAGAAGGGAGUUACUGGAGUUAAGUAUAAUUCAUUUCAUUAAAUUAUUUAUUUGGAUACCCUAUGUCAAUUUCCACAUGUUCUUAUAUAUUGGAAGACAUACUUACAUGGUGUAUAGUAAUCCAUAAUGUAAUGUAGUUUAACACAGCAGGUGAGAAUAGCAAUAAUAAAAGACUACAAUGAAAACUGCCCGUCUUGGCAGCAUCACCUCGAAGUUGAGCACAUAUUUUAGCACUCGAUAACAUAUCAGGGAAUUUUGUAGUUGCUCUGUCUAUAUGCACAGUUAGGAAAAUGCCUUAUCCCAAAGAGAAAUGACACCACUUUUACGUUCUCUCAGUUAGACAUAGACAAUGCAGAUAUCACUCAAACAUGACCAGACCUGCCUCUUCUCAGAUAGGACGCACACAAGAAAACGCAUGGUGAAUGCUCUGUGGUUAACACUGCUCUUUUGGUCUAUGUCCAAGUUGUGCACAACUGAUGAAUGUGAAAGGAAAGGGUAAUCAAUGAACCUCUGUCGAGGACUUUCUUCACUUUGCUGUGCAAGAGUACACUGCUUUGCUUCACUGCUUUUAUAAACAGAACUACGUGUUUGGUAAGUGUUUGUAGUUGAUAGUUCACUUAACUAAAGAAGCUGUUUUCGGUUUGAAUGCUCAGACCGUUUGGCGGCACAAGCUGGACUUUGUUGCCAAUAAUGACAUUAUUUGUUUCAGAAUCAAAAUAGAUUUGAAGUUAAUCGACAUUUUAUUUCCCUUCAAUGUUGUUACUUUAUUUUCAUCAUAAAUAUUCAAGUGAACUUUUUAUUAAACAAUUAAGAUACUAUGCUAGAUGUUGUACAAAAUUUGUAUUCUUCACAAAAGUACAAAUAUUGGCUUUUAAUGUGUAAUUUAGGUUAUCUCUCUUAUUCUGUAUAAAAUGAAGUAAACAACUCUUUCAUAGAAUUUGUUCUCCUGUGAAGUCCCAAACAGUAGAAACUGUCAACUUUAUUAAACACCUCAGUGUAUGCUCA
Messenger RNA from Archocentrus centrarchus (flier cichlid), 5329 nucleotides. It is a transcript of the gene mef2aa, whose product is annotated as myocyte enhancer factor 2aa. Gene Ontology annotation, biological process: positive regulation of transcription by RNA polymerase II; cell differentiation. Gene Ontology annotation, molecular function: DNA-binding transcription factor activity, RNA polymerase II-specific; RNA polymerase II cis-regulatory region sequence-specific DNA binding; histone deacetylase binding. NCBI's taxonomy places the organism in Eukaryota, Metazoa, Chordata, Actinopteri, Cichliformes, Cichlidae. The record is from RefSeq and is a predicted model, not a curated record. The transcript is spliced from 11 exons. The coding region runs from base 440 to 1855 and encodes 471 amino acids.